Dalotia coriaria is the source of this 370-nucleotide messenger RNA. RefSeq names its product cytochrome c oxidase assembly protein COX16 homolog l(3)neo43 (gene l(3)neo43). Bases 19 to 321 code for a protein of 100 amino acids. Gene Ontology annotation, cellular component: mitochondrial inner membrane. The record is from RefSeq and is a predicted model, not a curated record. Gene Ontology annotation, biological process: mitochondrial respiratory chain complex IV assembly. Lineage: Eukaryota; Metazoa; Arthropoda; Insecta; Coleoptera; Staphylinidae. The transcript has 2 exons.
AUGGAAUAGUUUUAUAGAAUGGCUUCGUCCGCAACAACUGUUAAAGCCUUUUUCAAACGAAAGUCGGUGAAAUACGGUUUACCUUUCCUUAUCUGUGUCCUUGGAGGUUCAUUUGGACUUAAAGAAUUUGCCCAACUCAGGUACACAUUUUCGAAGAAAUCCUUAGUUAAGAGGGAAGAUAUAAAAAGUGCAGGAAUUGACAUGAAUGAUCCCAAAGAAAGCACAAUUGAAGUGCAGUAUGAAAAACUAAAGACAAUGGAUAUUGACAAUUGGGAACAGGUGAGAGGACCACGGCCAUGGGAAGAAAAUGUAUCUAGUUGAUUAUUAGUUGUUACAUAGGUAUUAUUAUAAAAUAAAAUUGUAAUAGGAG